CGAGAGGAGAAAAGAGCAGAAGGGAGGAGAAGAGGAGAGCAGGAUGCAAUUUCUGCAGCGAUCUUUAUCGCUGGCGGUGUCUUGGCUCCUGGCGAUGCUGUACCCGGGGCUGCCCAUGGAGUUACACCAGAAAUACAGGACUGCGCAGCCCACCAACAACUUUGCGGUCGACCCGGUGGACGGUCGAGUCUAUUUGGCCGCAGUGAACAGGUUGUACCAGCUGCACUGGGACCUGUCGGAGGAACUCCGCACCAUAACCGGGCCGGUGGAAGACAACGUGCUGUGCCACGCUCCCCAGCUGCCCGAAGCCACCUGCGACCGCCUCAAGGUCAUGAUGGACAACCACAACAAGAUCCUGCAGCUGGACCGCGGGCAGGACAUCAUCGUCGUCUGCGGCUCCGUCUACCAGGGCUUCUGCGAGCUCAGGCGAGUGGGCAACAUCUCGGAGAUCGCCGUGGAGUUCCCACCGCACAAGUCGUCCGACAUCGUCUUUCCUAGCAUGCUCUACAUCGCGGCCAACGACCCCAACGCCUCCACCGUGGGUCUGAUCCUCAAGACGUCGCGAGGAGGCACCAAGCUCCUGGUGGCGGCCACCUACACGGGGCUGGGGACUCGCUUCUUCCCCAAGAACAACAGCAAAGAGGACCUGCGCUUCGAGAACACGCCCGAGAUCGCCAUCAGGUCCCUGGACAUCAGCCAGCUCAACAGGCUCUUCACCUAUGACAUCAACCCGUCCGAGGACAACGUCUUCAAGAUCAAGAUCGAGGCCAAGGCCAGGAACAGGCUGAGCUUCGUGCACGCCUUCAUCCAGAAGGCUUACACCUACGUGGCCAUGAACAACGACGCCAACUCGGGCAAUAAGGAGAGUCACCACAGCAUCCUGGCCAGGAUCUGCCUGGACAACAAGAGCAAGAGUCUGUCUGAGACCAAGAAGCUGACCGAGUCUUACAUCCAGGUGGGAUUGCAGUGCAGCGUGGAGGAGCGAGUCUUCAACAGGUUGGUCUCGGUCUUUCCAGCCCAAAUCAGUCUCCAGGCCAAACCGGUUCCGGCUCGGGCCCAACCUCACACGGAGCUCCAGGAGGUGCUGUUCGGGGUCUUCGAGCGAUCCGACAAGCACACGGCCCUGUGCGUCUUCAGCUUCUCCGAUAUAGAGCAGAGGAUCAGGGAGGCCAGGAGGAAUUGCUUCAAGGAGUUCAAGACCGAGGAGGUGACCGUUCUUGACAGUGUGAUCCAGGGCAGUGGACCUGCCUGCAAGGCCAAGAAUAUCACAUUGCAGAACACUCAGCUGGACUGUGGAGCUGCUCAUCUCCAACACCCGCUCUCGAUAAAGACGCCGAUUAAAGCGACACCGAUCUUCGUGUACACAGGUCUCACCUCGGUGGCUGUGUUGAGUGUCAACAACCACACUGUGGUGUUCCUGGGCACAGCCAGUGGAUGGAUGUUAAAGCUAAACGUACGGAGCAACAGGACCAUUGGGAAUAUUAAAAAGAUUCCAGUGUCUCCCGGCGAGUCUAUCCAUCAUAUCAUGCAGUUCGAUCCCCAGGACAGUAACUAUCUCUAUGUGAUGGCCACAUACCAGAUGAGUCGUGUUAAGGUCGCCACCUGUGAUCAGUACAAGUCCUGUACUGAGUGCCUUGUGGCAGAAGAUGCUCACUGUGGUUGGUGCACCUUGGAAAGCAGGUGUAGCUUACAGAAGGACUGUGUGGAUUCCAAUUAUCCUUUGUACUGGACUGGUCUGGGCUCUCGUUUAGACCAAUGUCCCAACAUGACCAUUGUACCACCUGAAAUCAACCUUGCCCAUAGUAAUCCCUCGGAUAUUGGAAUCACCAUCGGUGGAAAUGUCCCGGAUCUGAGUGGGCGAACAGUUUAUUGCAAAUACAGUAAUGGGGAGAAGACUCUCGUGACCGUGUCCAAAAUUAAAUCAUACCAACUUGGAUACUGCCCUUUUCUGGUCAAAGAGAAAUACCCCUCAUUCCUCCCAAAUAAAGAUCAUACUGUGGUGAUUGUUGAGGUCCAAGUAGAUAACAGAACCAUCGUGUGGGGUAGUUUGACCAUCUACGACUGCGAGAGGACAGGGCAGGUCCACGCGAAGACAGCGUGUGCGAGCUGCCUCGGGACUAAGUGGAGGUGCUCCUGGUGUGUCAGCGAUCACAAAUGUGUCUCGAGCAAGGACGAUUGCGGGGACGGUUUGACAGCUGGCUUGGCCACGAAUCUCACACAGUGUCCACAAAUCGUAGCAGCAGCCAUCACUCUGAUCCCAACCGGGAGUGAGGAAGUCAUCCCUGUCACUCUGGUCAACAGUGCAGGGUUACAGACCACAAAGCUGGAGUGUGACUUCGGUGAUCAGGUGCUAGCAGCAACAUGGCUUAACACAACCACUGUCCUGUGUGAUGCUGUCAAGUUGUCUGCAAACAACAAAAGCCAUGGGUUUCCAGUCAACCUGAGGCUGAGAGAAAACCCACAAAAAUUCAUCGAUAAUCCAAACACAAUAUCAGUGGAAGUGUAUAACUGUGCUCUGGGGAGCACAGACUGCUCGCAGUGUUGGGGGAGAGAGGACCAGGGCCAUCUCUGUGCCUGGUGUGAGUCCGGCCUGAGCUGCAAACUGAGGAGCGAAUGCAGACAAGUCAAGGAGACUUGUGCCCCACCCAUGAUCACCAGAAUAGAGCCCCUCACUGGGCCUGUGGACGGAGGGACUUUGCUGACUAUAAAAGGCAGCAACCUGGGUCGGAGAUUCAGUGAUAUAAAGGAAGGCGUUAGUAUCGGUGAAGUGCAGUGUAUCCCUCUUGAGAAGAGUUACGUGGUUUCUGAAGAGAUUGUGUGCAGGACCGAGCCAGCAAGCAGCGUGCUUCAAGGUGUAGUGACUGUGACUGUGGGGAAAGCAGGAACCUCCAAAGAGAUAUUCUCCUUUCUGGUUCCAGAAGUCUCCUCAGUGUCGCCAGACAGAGGGCCCAAAGCCGGAGGGACCAAAGUCCUCAUUAGUGGUCAAAACCUAGACAUUGGCUCUUCUAUCAGAGUUGUGGUCAACGGUACCCAGGACUGUAGAGAUCUAAUACGGACUCAAAACAAUAUAACGUGUGUAAUGCCGGCUUUCAACCGGACCGAGGUGGCUGUUCCUGUGUGCGUGCGGUUUGAGAGAAAGGAUUGUGUCCACAAUUCCACAACCUUCCAGUACAUGGAGAACCCGACAAUCGAUAGCAUCAACCCCAACACCAGUUACAUCAGCGGUGGGAGAAGAAUCACAGUGAAAGGCCAUCGAUUCAGUUUAGCCCAGAAAGUCACCAUGGUGGUUCAGAGCCUUGGAAAAGCGGAAUCAACGUGUACAGUUGAAAACGACACCGUUAUAAUCUGCCCUUCUCCCGCAUACUCGAUCACUAAGAAGGGCCAGCCGGCUAGCGUCAGCUUUUACAUUAACCAGAUUGACUACGUUGAUAUGGAGGAUUCCCCGGGUGACAAUGCCGCUCAUUACAAGUUCACGUUGGACUACCGCAGUGACCCACACUUCUCCCGCAAGGACAAGUUCAUCAAACACCACCAAGGGGAGCCACUCACACUGGUGAUUGAAAAAACAGCGGACAUUUUGAAUCUGGCACCAGAAGAGUAUGAGGUGAUGGUCGGCCCUUUUCUGUGUGAGAUCUACGUUGUGAAAGAAAAGAUCCAUUGCACCAUCAACGUCUCCCUGGAUACGGACGAGAGACAGCUACCAGUUGUAGUGCGAGUGGGUAGAUACAACGAAACCAUCGCGAUGGUGCAGUUGGGGGAGAUCGAGACAUUUAUCGUGAUAACCAUAGUGGUUUGCAUCAUUCUGUUGCUGCUGUGCGCUAUAGCCUUGGUCGUAUUCUGCACAAAGAGCCGUCGGGCAGAACGUUACCGGCAGAAGACGUUGCUGCAGAUGGAGGAGAUGGAGGCUCAGAUCAGGGAUGAAAUCCGCAAAGGGUUCGCCGAGCUGCAGACGGACAUGACGGACCUCACCAAAGAAUUAAACCGUAGCCAGGGCAUUCCCUUCCUGGAGUACAAGCACUUUGUGAUUCGCACUUUCUUCCCAAAGUGCUCGAACGAGUAUGAAAACCGAAUCCCUCAGUCCUUACACCAACUGAGCUCUCCACCCAACAUGACGAAAAUGACCGCAAUGCCCCCAGAGAGCCACCCGCUUCUGCUCAACGAUUGGAACAUUCCCGAAAACUGCCGACACAACAUGGAAGAGGGGAUCAGCAUGUUCUCAACACUGCUCAAUAACAAGCAUUUUCUGGUCACCUUCGUACAUGCACUAGAACAGCAGAAGGACUUUGCAGUGAGAGACAGAUGUAAAUUAGCAUCGCUGCUGACCAUCGCGUUACAUGGGAAGCUCGAGUACUACACCAGCAUCAUGAAGGACCUGCUGGUGGACCUGAUCGAUGCCUCUGCCUCCAAGAACCCAAAGCUGAUGCUGCGGAGGACGGAGUCGGUGGUGGAGAAGAUGCUCACCAACUGGAUGUCCAUCUGCAUGUACCGCUUCCUGAAGGAGACUGUAGGGGAGCCUUUCUUCCUAUUGCUGUGCGCCAUGAAGCAGCAAAUUAACAAAGGAUCGGUGGAUGCCAUCACAGGGAAGGCAAGAUACACCCUCAACGAAGAAUGGCUUCUAAGAGAGAACAUUGAAGCGAAACCCACAAACUUGAAUGUCUCCUUCCAAGGAUGUGGCAUGGAUUCCCUCACAGUGCGAGUGAUGGACAGCGACGCUAUCAGCCAGGUAAAGGAGAAGAUGCUGGAAGGAUUUUACAAGAAUGUGCCUUACUCCCAGUGGCCUAGGGUAGAAGAUGUUGAUCUGGAAUGGUUUGCCUCCAGCACCGACAGCUGGAUACUGCGGGACCUGGAUAACACGUCAUUCAAUGAGGACGGUCGAAAGAAACUCAACACGAUUUCCCAUUACAAGGUCCACGAUGGAGCAUCACUAGCCAUGAGCCUGAAAGACAAGUGGGACGGCACACUUGGAAGAGUGAAAGACUUGGACACCGACAAAUACUUCCACUUAGGUCUCCCUCACGAUGAGAUGAACGAUAGCAAAAGGUCGCAUAAACACAGCCACCAGAAGAAAGUGCUUCCCGAGAUCUACCUGACGAGGCUACUCUCCACCAAGGGCACGUUGCAGAAGUUUUUGGACGAUCUAUUCCGAGCGAUCCUGAGCAUCCCCUUAGAGAGACCUCCCUACGCUGUGAAAUACUUCUUCGACUUCCUGGAAGAGCAAGCGGAGAUGAGAGGCAUCAUCGACCCGGACACCCUUCAUAUCUGGAAAACAAACAGUUUGCCGUUGCGGUUCUGGGUGAAUAUUCUGAAGAACCCGCAGUUUGUGUUCGAUGUGGAGAAGACGGAUCACAUGGACGCCUGUCUGUCCGUCAUAGCUCAGGCCUUCAUCGAUGCAUGUUCCAUCUCAGACCUACAACUGGGCAAGGACUCGCCCACGAAUAAGCUUCUGUACGCCAAAGAAAUCCCAGAGUACAAGAAAGUGGUCCAGAGAUAUUACAGCGACAUCCAGAAAAUGGUGACACUCAGCGAACAGGAAAUGAAUGCUCACUUGGCAGAAGAAUCCCGGGCCUACAGGAAUGAAUUUAACUCCAAUUUUGCCAUGGCUGAAAUCUAUGAAUACGCCAAGCGAUAUCGCACUCAAGUAAUGAACGCUUUGGAGACAAACGCCAUGACACAACGCACACACCUACAGCACAAGUUCGAGCAGGUUAUUGCACUGAUGGAAGACAAUAUUUACGAGUGUUUCAGCGAGGCUUGAGUGCAGGAAACCUGCGUGGUCUGCUCUGGACAGAAAUUGGUUUACAGCAAGGAUGUUUCACAUCCUCAACAGUCAUUUCCAUGAACUGUUUUUUCACCAUGUUGUAUUCCUCACCUUCCCCCCAACCCACCGCCGUGCACUCCUCACUCCUGUUUCACCAGUUACAGGUGCAUCACCUUACUGAUGUGUCAUGUUUAUCUGAGACCAUUCAAGGAGCGAUUGAUUAAACCUUGUACCAUUGGACGGGGUUUAGGGGGGAAACAAACCAGCCAACAGAACCAACAGUUUCUAAGAGAUAUAUAUAUAAACACGAGUGGACUCAUUUCAAAUAGGAACCAGUCUUCGCAUCCAGUCCUGCAUUGAACACAGGAAGAAAAUACAUUCAAGAUUUGUUUCCGAUAAUCUCAGGGUAUGGAUAGGUUGGAGCGUAUGAGGUUGUGCGGCGUGUUAGCAAGUAGGCAAACCAGCUUUACGUUCUCAGGCAAUAACAUUGACAAGAAAAUUAGAGGUGGUAUAAAAAGAGCAUCUUAAGCCAUUUGUGCCCACCCUGUUUCGUGGGCAGAUAAGGGAAAAUGAAGAGGACUAGCAAACACGUACUUGGAUUGUGUGCCAGGGAAAGAGAGGGUGAGGGUGCAAAAAAAAAAAAAAAGGAUGAAGGGAAAUUAGCAAUUGGUUCUCAAAUCGUUUAGCAAGAGUUUAGGAGCUGAAUGUUGCUUUGUCUAGUCGUUCUAAUUUAAAAUUUCAGUAAGUUUUUUUUAUAUAUAUGAAAAUCAUUGCAGUCAGAACUGUGAAACAACACUGUGGCAAUGAGUAGCAAAGCCUUUCUUUCUUUUCACUACAAGUUAAGCGCUGAACUGGACCGUUGUAAAUCUGGAGCAGUGAAAAUAUCUCAGUCUCAUCAACUUCUCGCAGAGACUGACGUACGCAAGUGGUCUGGAGAAAGAACAGUGAAUGUAUGAUUUAGUACAGAGUGCAUAACCCAAUGUUUUUCUGUUGUCCACACUGGAGCCAUUGCUUUGAGAUCCUGCAAUGUAAAUAUUACAUAUCAAGACCAAUGGUGCAAAUUAACUUGGAGCACAAAUUAGUCAGAGGUCAUCAUUGGUGCCAUGUGAAGAAAUCACUGUACUUGCACUGUUUAAUGCAUCAAUGUCUGAAAAUUGAUUAAACUUGUUUCUUGUACUUAA
This is a messenger RNA of Callorhinchus milii (elephant shark), 6939 nucleotides long. RefSeq names its product plexin-D1. The record is from RefSeq and is a predicted model, not a curated record. Lineage: Eukaryota; Metazoa; Chordata; Chondrichthyes; Chimaeriformes; Callorhinchidae. Gene Ontology annotation, biological process: regulation of GTPase activity; regulation of cell shape; endothelial cell migration. Gene Ontology annotation, cellular component: semaphorin receptor complex. Gene Ontology annotation, molecular function: protein binding; semaphorin receptor activity.